Molecule: messenger RNA, 5089 nt
Organism: Oncorhynchus keta (chum salmon)
Lineage: Eukaryota; Metazoa; Chordata; Actinopteri; Salmoniformes; Salmonidae
Gene: slc22a7a
Product: solute carrier family 22 member 7a
Exons: 10
Coding region: 192-1835 (547 amino acids)
Biological process (GO): transmembrane transport
Molecular function (GO): transmembrane transporter activity
Source: RefSeq, a predicted model, not a curated record
UGUGGGAAUCAGAAGCAAGGCCUAUGGUAUGCCUCAAUUUGCACACUUACACGGAAUAAGACCCUCCCUCUGUUGCGUACUCCACAUUGAGAGACUCCUAUUCCUGGGGGAGAGAAGACAGAGAGGGAAGAAGGAAAAAGGAGGUCUGUGUUGUCUGACUUUACACAUACACACACUCAUACGCUCUCGGGAUGAGGUUCGAGGAGGUGCUGGACGAAGUGGGUGGCUUCUCCAAGUUUCAGUUCCUGGUGCUCCACUUGCUCUGCUUGCCCAGGGUCAUCCUCCCCCUCCACUUUCUCUUGCACAACUUCAUCUCAGGUGUGCCUCCGCACCACUGCGCCCUCGGGAUCCCUGGAGAUGGAUCCGAAACCCUGGCCGACCCCAUGACAUUGGCCCUCAGGGUCCCUCGUGAAGCCGACGGCUCCUUCAGCUCCUGCAGGGCCUUUGCCACUCCGGUGACCCUUGACCUUGGCCACUCCAACUACACCAAUGUGUCCAUGUCAGUGCCUUGCCAGGACGGCUGGGUGUACGACCGCUCCCAGUUCACAUCCACCACUGCCACCCAGUGGGAUUUGGUGUGUGACAGUAAGAAAUUAAACCAGGCCCUUGCUACUUUCUUUUUCAUUGGAGUCACAAUCGGUGCAGUUAUAUUUGGAUACCUCUCAGAUAAAUUUGGUCGGAAGCCCAUGAUCCUAGUGUCCUUCGUGGCCAGUGCCGUGUUCGGAACCAUGUCCGCCUUCUCUGUCUCUUACGUCAUGUUUGCCGUGACCAGGACCCUCUGUGGAGUCGCACUGACGGGAAUGACCAUUACCACUCUUGCCCUGAGUAUAGAGUGGACGGACAUUAAGCAUCGCACCUUCACAGGGACCAUUAUCAGUCUGGGCUGGAGUUUGGGCAAUAUGCUCCUGGCCCUCCUGGCAUACUUCAUACGAGACUGGAGAUACCUCAUGCUGGUGGUGACGUCCCCCUGCAUCGCUGCCAUCAUCUCCUGGUGGUGGAUACCAGAGUCUGCCAGAUGGCUACUGGCCAAUGGCAAAGUGAAGGAGGCAAAGAAGUAUUUGGUGCAGUGUGCCAUAAUGAAUGGGAAGUAUGGUUACGCUGCAAAACUAGACACUGAGACUUUGAGGAAGGUAACUGUUUCUGAGGUUGCCAAUAAGGACUAUUCCUACUUGGAUCUGGUCAAGACACCCAAGCUCAGGAAAAUCACUAUUUGCUCAGGAAUAUUCUGGUUUGCUGUGUCGUUCGCAUACUAUGGGAUCAGCUUUAAGAUUACAGGGUUUGGUCUGAACAUGUACCUCACUCAUUUUGUCUACGGCGCAAUUGAAGUCCCAGCCAAAGUGGGGGCCUACUUCGCCUUGGAUCGCAUUGGCCGAAGAAAUGGCCAGGCAUGGUCUCUCAUCAUCACGGGAGCGCUGAUAGCUCUCAAUAUCGCUAUCCCCACAGAAAGUGCCCUGGUUCGCACUUGCAUAGCCGUGGUAGGGAAGGGUUUCUCAGAAGUUGCUUUCACUACAGCUUUUCUCUACACAGCAGAGCUCUAUCCCACCGUUCUCAGACAGUGUGGUUUAGGUUACACCUCCUUCAUCGGGCGUAUGGGGGGCUCACUGGUCCCCAUGGUCAUGCUGCUGGAGGACUAUUGGGUGUUCACGCCCCCACUUAUCUUCGCCGCCACCGCCAUUGGCAGUGGCUGUGUGGUCUUCCUGCUGCCCGAGACCAUGAAUGUGUGUCUUCCGGAAAACAUCCUCGACGUAGAGGAGGGAAGGCAUAAGCACACAUCUAGAAAUGAUGCCAUGGUUGAGUUGAAUGAAAUAAACUCACUACCGGUAGCUUCAGCAUGAGAAAACUCCCAAGGCUGCUGCUGGUCAUUCAAAUCCAGUACCAAGUCCUGACCUGAAAGCUCCCCAAACUGCUGAAUUGGGGAAAUGAUUUCCUACAAUGGUCAUAUCCUAAAAACGUUAGAAUGAUGGACAUUUUCCACUAUAUCAUGUAUCAUGCAUGUCACUAUUGUAUUGUCUAUAUUAAUUAGAUGUGUAACUCAUGUACAGUUGAAGUCGGAAGUUCACAUACACCUUAGCCAAAUACAUUUAAACUGAGUUUUUCACAAUUGCUGACAUUUAAUCCAAGUAAAAACUCCCUGUCUUAGAUCAAAUAGGAUCACCACUUUAUUUUAAGAAUGUGAAAUGUCAGAAUAAUAGUAGAGAGAAUGAUUUAUUUCAGAUUUGAUUUCUUUCAUCACAUUCCCAGUGGGUCAGAAUAUGAAUGAUUACCUCAUUUGAUAAAAUACUUGUCAUCAGAAAAGCAGAACUUAAUAUUUGGUACAGAAACCUUUGUUUGCAAUUACAGAGAUCAUACGUUUCCUGUAGUUCUUGACCAGGUUUGCACACACUGCAGCAGGGAUUUUGGCCCACUCCUCCAUACAGACCUUCUCCAGAUCCUUCAGGUUUCGGGGCUGUCGCUGGGCAAUACGGACUUUCAGCUCCCUCCAAAGAUUUUCUAUUGGGUUCAGGUCUGGAGACUGGCUAGGCCACUCCAGGACCUUGAGAUGCUUCUUACGGAGCCACUCCUCAGUUGCCCUGGCUGUGUGUUUCGGGUCGUUGUCAUGCUGGAAGACACAGCCACGACCCAUCUUCAAUGCUCCUACUGAGGGAAGGAGGUUGUUGGCCAAGAUCUCGCGAUACAUGGCCCCAUCCAUCCUCCCCUCAAUAUGGUGCAGUCGUCCUGUCCCCUUUGCAGAAAAGCAUCCCCAUGCUUCACGGUUGGGAUGGUGUUCUUGGGAAUGUACUCAUCCUUCUUUGUACUCAUCCUUCUUCUUCCUCCAAACACAGCGAGUGGAGUUUAGACCAAAAAGCUAAAUUUUUGUCUCAUCAGACCACAUGACCUUCUCCCAUUCCUCCUCUGGAUCAUCCAGGUGGUCAUUGACAAACUUCAGAUGGGCCUGGACAUGCGCUGGCUUGAGCAGGGAGACCUUGCGUGCGCUGCAGGAUUUUUAUCCAUCACGGCGUAGUGUGUUACUAAUGGUUUCCUUUGAAACUGUGGUCCCAGCUCUUCCUCCAUGAUCAUUGAUGCCCCAGGAGGUGAGAUCUUGCAUGGAGCCCCAGACCGAGGGUGAUUGACCGUCAUCUUGAACUUCUUCCAUUUUCUAAUAAUUGUGCCAACAGUUGCCUUCUCACCAAGCUGCUUGCCUAUUGUCCUGUAGCCCAUCCCAGCCGUGUGCAGGUCUUCUGUUUUAUCCCUGAUGCCCUUACACAGCUGUAUGGUCUUGGCCAUUGUGGAGAGGUUGGAGUCUGUUUGAUUGAGUGUGUGGACAGGUGUCUUUUAUACAGGUAACGAGUUCAAAUAGGUGCAGUUAAUACAGGUAAUGAGUGGAGAACUUGAGGGCUUCUUAAAGAAACACUAACAGGUCUGUGAGAGCCGGAAUUCUUACUGGUUGAUAGGUGAUCAAAUACUUAUGUCAUGCAUUAAAAUGUAAACUAAUUACUUAAAAAUCAUUUGGUUUUAGAUUCCGUCUCUCACAGUUGAAGUGUACCUAUGAUAAAAAUUACAGACCUCUACAUGCUUUGUAAGUAGGAAAACCUGCAAAAGCGGCAGUGUGUCAAAUACUUGUUCUCCACACUGUAUACUCAAUUAGUAUUUGGUAGCAUUGCCUUUAAAUUGUUUAACUUGGGUCAAACGUUUCGGGUAGCCUGCCACAAGCUUCCCACAAUAAGUUGGGUGAAUUUUGCCCAUUCCUCCUGACAGAGCUGGUGUAACUGAGUCAGGUUUGUAGGCCUCCUUGCUCGCACAUGCUUUUUCAGUUCUGCCCACACAUUUUCUAUAGGAUCUAAAGGAUUGAGGUCCAGGCUUUGUGAUGACCACUCCAAUACCUUGACUUUGUUCUCCUUAAGCCAUUUUGCCACAACUUUGGAAGUAUGCUUGGGGUAAUUGUCCAUUUGGAAGACCCAUUUUGCAACCAAGCUUCAACUUCCUGACUGAUGUCUUGAGAUGUUGCUUCAAUAUAUCCACAUAACUUUGUUUCCUCAUGAUGCCAUCUAUUUUGUGAAGUGCACCAGUGCCUCCUGCAGCAAAGCAACCCCACAACAUGAUGCUGCCACCCCCGUGCUUCACGGUUGGGAUGGUGUUCUUCGGCUUGCAAGCCUCUCCCUUUUUCCUCUAAACAUAACAAUGGUCAUUAUGGCCAAACAGUUCUAUUUUUGUUUCAUCAGACCAGAGGACAUAUCCCCAAAAAGUAUGAUCUUUGUCCCCAUAUGCAGUUGCAAACCGUAGUCUGGCUUUUUUUAUGGUGGUUUUGGAGCAUUGGCUUCUUCCUUGCUGAGCGGCCUAUCAGGUUAUGAUGAUAUAGGACUCGUUUUACUGUGGAUAUAGAUACUUUUGUACCUGUUUCCUCCAGCAUCUUCACAAGGUCCUUUGCUGUUGUUCUGGGAUUGAUUUGCACUUUUCGCACCAAAGUACGUUCAUCUCUAGGAGACAGAAUGCGUCUCCUUCCUGAGCGGUAUGACGGCUGUGUGGUCCCAUGGUGUUUAUACUUGCGUACUAUUACUUGUACAGAUGAACGUGGUACCUUCAGGCAUUUGGAAAUUGCUCCCAAGGAUGAACCAGACUUGUGGAGGUCUACAAUUUUAUCCUGAGGUUUUGGCUGAUUUCUUUUGAUUUUCCCAUGAUGUCAAGCAAAGGCCUUGAAAUACAUCCAGAGGUACACCUCCAAUUGACUCAAAUGAUGUCAAUUAGCCUAUCAGAAGCUUCUUAAGCCAUGACAUAAUUUUCUGGGAUUUUCCAAGCUGUUUAAAAGGCACAGUCAACUUCUGACCCACUGGAAUUGUGAUACAGUGAAUUAUAAGUGAAAUAAUCUGUCUGUAAACAAUAGUUAGAAAAAUGACUCUUGUCAUGCAAAGUAUAUGUGCUAACCGACUUGCCAAAACUAUAGUUUGUUAAACAAGAAAAUUGUGGAGUGGUUGAAAAACAAGUUUUAAUGACUCCAACCUAAGUGUAUGUAAACUUCUGACUUCAUCUGUAUGUCAUGCCUUUGUAACAAACCAUUGUACUUGGUCAUGAUGUAAUCCACAUUUUUUUGACUCUGUAUCAACAAUAUAAUAUU